CAAAAAGAGAAUUCAAGUGGACCCUUUUUUUAACACUCUCAAAUAACUAACUUUUCUGAUUCAUCUUUCUCCAUCCAUGCUCUCUUAAAAUCUCUCUCACUUUCUCUCCCAAAACACUCUACUUCAUUCCCUUUUCCUCUUUAUAUUUCAAGUUUUCUCUCUUAUCAAUGUUGUUCAAACACUCUCAUGCACUUGCCUUCACCUUCAAGUCACUACCAUUGUGUGAAAACUCAUAAAACACAUCAAAACAUGGAUGUUGUAUGUUUUGGUUUUGGUUUUAGUUUUAGAAGGCUGUUUCUUGGAGCUUUGUUAUCUUUAGGAAUCAUGUGCUUUAUGUUUCUUACUAUCUCAACCAUGAAUCUUCAAACAAAAAGAACAAUUCUUGUUCCAAUGAAUGUGAAUGUUAUCUCCAAGCAUUUAAAGUUGGUUGGUAUCAAGAGACAUGUUCUGCAUUCAAAUUCCAAACUUGUCUAUGUUAGCAAGAGAAGAGUACCUAAUGGCCCUGAUCCAAUACAUAACAGGAGAGCAGCAAAAUAUAGACAACCACCUAAUCAAGCAUGAACAUGUUGAAGUUCCACAACUAGUUGAGGAAAAAAAUCAUAGAAGAAAUCAUGAUUUUUUGUGUUGAAGAAUUCAAAGUGUGUUCUAUAAGAUAUUAUUGUUGUUACAUAGUAUUUUAAGUGUUUUCAAGCCUACAAGUGUGAUCCUAAUGUUAUCUUUUUUUUCUUCUUCUUUUUCUUCUUUCUAAAUGUAACUUUUUGUCGUUGUAAAUCAAGUUUUUAGGUAAUGAAUUAACCAAAAUUUUGGAUUACAAUAUGUUAUAUAAAUUUAUGAAGUAAAAAAAGGUAUAGUCU
Molecule: messenger RNA, 854 nt
Organism: Lathyrus oleraceus (garden pea)
Lineage: Eukaryota; Viridiplantae; Streptophyta; Magnoliopsida; Fabales; Fabaceae
Product: CLAVATA3/ESR (CLE)-related protein 25
Exons: 2
Coding region: 187-561 (124 amino acids)
Source: RefSeq, a predicted model, not a curated record